Cyprinodon variegatus (sheepshead minnow) is the source of this 984-nucleotide messenger RNA. Its product is annotated as trace amine-associated receptor 13c-like. Bases 1 to 984 code for a protein of 327 amino acids. Gene Ontology annotation, biological process: G protein-coupled receptor signaling pathway. Gene Ontology annotation, cellular component: membrane. The transcript has 2 exons. Gene Ontology annotation, molecular function: trace-amine receptor activity. Lineage: Eukaryota; Metazoa; Chordata; Actinopteri; Cyprinodontiformes; Cyprinodontidae. The record is from RefSeq and is a predicted model, not a curated record.
AUGCAAAGCCUUGAGGAGGUUGAACUCUGCUUUCCUCAGCUCAUCAACUUCUCCUGCAGGAGGAUCCUACGUCCUCAUUCGACAUCCAUGCUCAUAUACUUUUCACUGUCUUCUUUGUCUUGGCUCACAGUGACUCUUAACUUACUGGUCAUCAUCUCCAUCGCCCAUUUUAAGCAGCUUCACACACCCACCAACAUCCUCCUCCUCUCCUUGGCGGUUUCAGAUUUCUUUGUAGGCUUCCUAAUCAUCUUUCAGAUUCUCCUUAUUGAUGGCUGCUGGUAUCUUGGUGACCUUAUGUGUAUUAUUUAUUACAUCAUUGAUUAUAUUAUUACAUCUGCCUCAGUAGAGAACAUGGUGCUUAUAUCGGUUGACUGUUAUGUCGCUGUUUGCAACCCUUUUCAGUACCCCACAACAAUCACUCAAAAAAGAGUGUGUGUUUGCGUUUCAUUAUGUUGGAUGUUUUCUACCGUCUGUGUCUUUAUAGUCUUCAAAGGGAAUCUGGAACAACCAGGCAGAUUCAAUUCCUGCUCUGGAGAGUGUGUAGCUGUGUUUGAUCAAGUUGCUGGCUUAAUAGAUAUUUUGUUUUUUUGCAUUGGUCCUGUCACUGUCAUCAUUAUUCUGUAUGUGAGAGUAUUUGUGGUGGCUGUGUCUCAGGCUCGUGCCAUGCGCUCUCAUGUUAUAGCCAUUUCUCUCCAGAGUACAGUAAAAGUUAACCUUAAGAAAUCUGAGCUGAAAUCAGCAAGGACUCUUGGGGUUGUUGCAUGUACAUUUUUAAUAUGCAUCUGUCCAUAUUUUUUUCUCUCACUAACAAGUGAGGGCACUGAACUAAAUGUUUUAUCAUUUGCCUUUUUUCUGUUUUAUCUAAACUCCUGUCUAAAUCCAAUAAUUUAUAUAAUAUUUUAUCCCUGGUUUAGGAAAUCUAUCAAACUAAUUUUUACCCUGCAGAUACUGAAGCCUGGCUCCUCUGAGUUCAACUUAGUGUAG